AGCUCACCAGUGAUCUAUACGUCAAUCAUGCGGCAUCUUCCUUUAUUUUUUGGGUUAUAUAUGCUGUUCGCCCAUCUUCCUCAGAAAACGUAUUAUGUCGUCCUCAGGUCCUACUCUUGCUCAGAUUGAAGUCGUAGCUAUUGUCCUCAGCAUCGUGGCUGUCAUCGUCACAUCCUUUCGCUUGUGUAUUCGUGCGCGGCAUAAACGUCUGUGGAUCGACGAUGCGUGGGCGGCCCUCUGCAUGAUAUUCACCUUCAUACUAUCAAUCGUCGAUUGCUUGUAUCUGCAAGACUACGAAAGAUACCCUCAAGGCGCAAGGGUAGCAUUAUACUAUAUGGUUGCCCAAUUCUUUUACGCAAUUGUAUGGUCAUCGAGGCUAUCCAUACUGUUUACCAUCGUGCGACUCACAAUCCCGAAAACCAUCUUUAGGAGGGCUCUCAUGUCCGCUGUCAUUAUCUUCGGCAUUGCAUGGGCUCUACUUUUUUCACAAGUGUGGUGGGUUUGUGAAUCUGAGUCCGGCUGGAAAACACAACCACGUCCGCAAUGCGAUCUUGGCAGAGAUGUUGCGAUAGCGCAGAUAAUCACCGACGUUCUAGGGGACUUUAUUCUUAUCUUAGCUCCUUUUUCCCUCCUUUACAAAAUCAGAUUAUCAACGGGACAAAAAGUCCGGGUACUAGCUGUCUUCUCUGCAUCAGCGAUCACCACAAUCGUUAGUCUCACCCAUGCCUAUUACAUCUUCUCUGGUGGAGGGACAAAGGAGGGUAUGGCUGCUGUGGUUGAGGCUUCUAUGUCUCUGAUCGUCGCGAACUUGAGCGUCGUUGUCGCGUUCAUCUUCCACUUAAAGGCAGAAGAAGAUUCACCAGCCACUCCGAUACCCAUCAUAACUUUUGGAUCACAGCCUAGGAAGCGCGUUCGCGACCCUCUGGCUACGACUUUUACAAGUGCUGAAAGUAUCCCGAUCGUGCUGGAGGAUCUAUCUGAGUCUGGUGCCCGUUCUUUGAAGACAGGCGACGACGACGAAAUUUCUGUAAACAACAGGGAGGGAAAGCAGACGAAUGAGUUGUGUUAGAGCACGGGAGAUGUAGUCUACCAUUGAUGUACUCUACAUGUUCGUCGAUGGUCCAAACUGCUCAUAAUUACAUACGGUACGCCUAACCAUAAUAAUAAUUACUCUCCUGGUGCAAUGUGACGUGGCUUGACUCGUCUAAUUCAGUACGCU
Molecule: messenger RNA, 1219 nt
Organism: Suillus subalutaceus
Lineage: Eukaryota; Fungi; Basidiomycota; Agaricomycetes; Boletales; Suillaceae
Exons: 7
Coding region: 95-1069 (324 amino acids)
Source: RefSeq, a predicted model, not a curated record